Molecule: messenger RNA, 1076 nt
Organism: Amoebophrya sp. A25
Lineage: Eukaryota; Dinophyceae; Syndiniales; Amoebophryaceae
Source: the annotation of a GenBank genome assembly
CUUCUGGCACGGAAUUUGGACGGUAAUUCCUCUCCUUGUUAGAUGAUCCGGAGCCUUUUCGUUCUGGUUUGUCUGAUGUCUGACCUCCUUUCGUAGAUUCAUUUGAAAUAUAAAUAUGCACUCCAUUCAUCAUCGCCUACUAAGGUGUAGGUCUAUUUCAACCCCAUCGCUUCAUCCUUUCCUCAUCUCCUUUUCUUCUACUGCAGGCCGUCCAAGUCGCGGCCACUUCUGAACGCAUUGAAACGGUGCAACUCGCGUGCAUCUCCUUCUUGUCCACCAAUGGCGCCGACCGUGGUCAAGUCACAGACAUCCAGUUCGAGUCCGCGAUGGAUCAGGCAGAAAGUGGCGAGAUGCUCCUGCUGGAGAUCUGCGUCAGUCACCUCUUCGGCAUGAACAACGAGGUCGAGGCAAAGCACCUGGUAUUUUUUUGUGAUUUGGAUUGAUUUCAGAUGGGUGAGAGAUGAAUAAGAAGAGUUGAGACUUCGAGAGAGGAAGAUCAUGACAAUUUUUCAGCUUAAAGCUGACGCUUGCACCUAUAACAUAUUACUUAUAUCACCCUAUCACACCCAAACAGAUGGAUCCGCGCGUUGUAACUAAGCUGGGCUUAAUCCGUACCGAGUUUACCGUCCAGGCAGCGAAACCACAUCCGGCUUUCGCAUCGUUGCAGGGUUUGUGCAACCGUGUGCGCGUUGAUGGGCAGCGCCCGUACCACAAGAUGCCAGGCGCAAUCACCGAAGGCCUGCCUAAUACGUUCCGCACCAAGAUCGUCGAGCUUGACGAAGCGCGUGUUUCUGCUGGGAUCGAGAAGAUCAAGGAGAAGUUGCUUGCCAUGUCCGCCGCCUUCGCGGACUACGAUCCGAACAAUCCGCAGGACACCGAGACCGCCAUCACCGAAAGCUGCGACGCCAUCUGGCAUGAUGGAGUGAAAGAGUCUGACCCCAUCAAACCUCUCCUAUCUGGUGUCCGCAAAUUGACCACGGUUUUCCUGGAGACAAUGGAUGAGGAAGAGGAGAGCAAGGCGUUCCUGGUGUUGCACGAGCAGACCCUCGAGGUGUCGAUGGGAGCGUUCCCCGAGC